UCUCCGGUGGACGAGCGCCAGCCGGCCGGUUGCCACGGUGACGGCGUGGUGGGGGCGGAGGAGCGGCCACGGCCUGGGCCCGGACCCGAGCCUGAGCCUGGGCCCGGGGAGAGGCCUGGCAGCUGCGGGGACAGGGGCGGCUUCCGCAGCACCAUGAAGCUCAGCAAAAGGGACUCCCGAACCAAAACCCCCCCGGAGAGGAAGCGGACCAAGGUGUCUGAGCUGCCCACACCACCCAUCCCGGAAGUCCCCGAGCCCAUCAGCAACGUCCUGCAAGGAGAUGAAAUCGAGGCGCUGGCCAUUAAAGAGGAGGACUUGAAAAAGCUGCGCACUCCACGCCCUUGUGCAGGGGAGGAGAAAGCUCCUGUCGUUCGCCAAGUUCUCAUCCGGAAACCCCGGCCCCAAGAGGCUGGAAGGAAGACCCACUACUUAGUGGCUUAUCCUACUGCUUUGGAUGCCUCCACCAAGCCUCCCGAUUAUUCUGAGCCGGAAGCUUCCAGUUUGAGCAGCGGCAGCAGACAGAUCCAGCCCCACAGCAUUUUGGGAAGUCUCCAGGACUUCAAGAGAAUAGCACUGGCUAGAGGAAACACAAAGCUGGCAGAAAUGAUCUCUGAGCCCCCGUCACUGGACGGCCUAAUCCUGAUCCCGGAGAAGAUGAGCUCGAAAGGGGGGAAGAAGGCCGAGCUCCGGCCGCUCCCAACUCAGCACAGGGCUCUGCAGAACUGGCAGCGCAACAUGGCCCUGAGGAGGAAGCAGCAGGACACCCUGUGUAAGCGCUUGGGAAAACCGGCCAGUGAGCUGUUGCUGACCGUAUCGGAGGAUCACAGACGAGUCCAGGAAGAACGUGACUUGAUUGACCGCUGCCUUCCUGCGCUGCAUCCAGGAAAGGGCUACCGCGUGGGCAGCGAAUUCUGGAACCAGCCUGAGUAUAUUGGCGAUGAACUUACAGGCUUGGUGAUUACGCAGACUCAGAAGGAGCGGGGUUACCCAGAGCCGAUCACCCAUGUGGGGAAACCCCUGCGCAUCCAGGCAGAGGCAGGAUCGCAGAAUCUGCGUGAACCUUGGUUCCGCUACUCGUGGGAUAAGAGUCUCUUCUUGACCUACCGCCGCCAGGAGCUGCGACAAAUCCUAGCAGAGCUCGAUUUUCACCAGCCGGACAUCGAUGGCCUCGAAGUGAUUGGCAGAGGGCAACCUUUCUCAUCAGUUUCCACACAGUGCUUCUCAGAGGGUGAGAAAGACAAGGAAGACACUUAUGGAGAAGUGCGCUCAGACCCCGUGGAGCUCCACGAGGAUGUGACUUCUGUACCCGUGAUUGGACCUUCCUUAAGGUUCUGUGGAAAGCCGGCUCGCUGGGUCAGCGGCACCGGGGGCAAGGGUCAGAUUGGCAUUGCUUCCCGGAUCACCUUCGAGGCCCUGGCUGGCGAGAAAGUGACCUCUUCCCUGACGGUGAGUAACGAUGGCACUGCGGCUGUGUGGUACGACUGGCUGCGGCUGUCCCACCCCAACAGAUUCGAGAACCUCAGAGAGAGCGACCAGCAGCGGUUUUAUUUCAACACCAGGGCCGGGGUUAUUCUGCCCGGAGAAACCAAGGACUUCCUUUUCCUCUUCAAGUCUCCGAAUGCUGGCAUUUUCCAGGAGUCAUGGGAGUUUAGGACCCACCCCACUCUGUUGGGAGGAGCCGUGCUGCAGGUCACUCUCUGGGGGAUCGCUUUAUACCAGGACCUUAUGUUUGACGCUCGAGAAAUACUGGAGAACAGGCUGGCCACCCAGGAGGCGACCGUCAUUGUGCAAGAGAUGCUGAAUGAACUGCUGAGGGGCAUCCGGUCCCCUGAGCGAGCCCCGUCCCCAGUGGAUGCCUAUCUCACUGAGGAAGAUGUGUUCUGCUACAAGAACCCUCAGUUGCACUAUCAGUACCAAGUGGUGAGAGGCCUCCAUGAACUCUGGAACCAGUACAUGGCACCGCCGCCCAAGGAGGAGGAAGUGGUGGUGGAAGAGGAGCCCCCAGGUCAGGCAAGCUCUAAGGAAGAAGAGCUCUCCUUACGAAAGAGCUCAUUCGGAGAAAUCGUCCCCCAGAAGAGCCCGGAGGAAGAGAUCGGGCAGCGGCAGAGAAGCUCGGUGGACGUUGUCCGCCUGCAGAGGAGCUCCGUGGGCUUCUCUGACUGGCAGAGGAGCUCCAUGGGUGACGUCCACUGGCAGAGGAGCUCCAUGGGUGACGUCCACUGGCAGAGGAGCUCCUUGGGCGAGGCCCACUGGCAGAGAAACUCGGACAGUAUUGUCCACUGCCAAAGGAGUUCCUUCAUCGAGGAGGAGACCGUGGUGACUAAGACCUUCUCAGAGGGAGAGAUCCCUAAAAGCACAGGAGAGGAAGAGGAGCCGACCCAUCUUGAGUGGAAUCUGUGCUUUGAGGAUUUCAAGCAGGCGAUAAUGGGACUGUCGGCCGAGGAUCAGCGCGAGGAUGCCCUGAGGAGGCUCAACGAGGGAGCACUAGAGCUGUGCUUGGAGCAGAAGCCGGCACAGUCGGACCUCCUGCACCAGAUGUGUCUCCAGCUUUGGCGGGAGGUGAUAGACGAUCUGGUGAGCCAGGCCCUCUGGCUGAGGUCACUGCUGGGCAUGCCGGAGGACACUUUCAAGGCAGAGUUGGCAGUGCCAGAGGAACCAGAUCCUAGUACAGUUUUCGGCACCCAGUCGCCCCUCAUUGACUCAAAGGCAGCAGGCAAAAGUGGCAAAGAGGAGCGGAAAGCCGGGGCUCAGGAGAAGAGAACCCCCACUGGCAAGGACAAAGAGGACAGAAGGGGAGCAGCGAAACCAGGGAAAGAGGAGCGGGCAAACAGCAAGAAGCUUAAAGCAAAGGAAGAAAAAAGGUCUAACAGAUCCCCAAGCCGGGAUUUAAAGGAGAAGUUGCCUGUGGAGGAAAGGGUCACAACGGAGCACGCGAGCUCCCACCUGGAGCCGGUGGACCCUCUGGUACAAAAGAAAUACCAACAGAGGCUUUACGUGGAGGUCUACGGGCUGGUGGAGUCCCUGGUGAAUGACAUGGUGCUCCUGGCUGAAGAGCUCAGGGGGAAAGGGGCCCGGCAGCAGGAGCUGCUGCCGCCCUCUCUCUGCCUGCCCGUCUGCCUGCCCUCUGACUCUGAGUAGACAAUUUUAAAGAAAUAAACUUGAGGCUUCUACUGUGC
Molecule: messenger RNA, 3176 nt
Organism: Ornithorhynchus anatinus (platypus)
Lineage: Eukaryota; Metazoa; Chordata; Mammalia; Monotremata; Ornithorhynchidae
Gene: MYCBPAP
Product: MYCBP associated protein
Exons: 20
Coding region: 154-3138 (994 amino acids)
Source: RefSeq, a predicted model, not a curated record